CAAGCGUUUCUGUUUAUUCGCGUUCAGUUCUGGCAGCCCAGCUUCUGGCGAUGAGGAUUAUGAGGAGGCCAAACAUCCUCCUCACAGGAACCCCAGGGGUCGGGAAGACCACCCUUGGCAAAGAGCUUGCUGAGAGGACCGGGCUAGUUUAUGUCAAUGUCGGAGAACUGGCACAGGAAGGUCAGCUGUUCGAUGGCUAUGAUGACGAGUACCAGUGUCCAAUUCUGGAUGAAGACAGGGUUGUUGAUGAGCUAGAGGACAAAAUGGCUGAUGGAGGCGUUAUCGUGGACUACCAUGGGUGUGACUUCUUCCCCGAGCGCUGGUUUCACAUUGUGUUUGUCCUUCGCACGGACAACACUAACCUUUAUAACCGACUUGAAAACAGGGGUUACACGGGCAAGAAGCUGCAGGACAACGUCCAGUGUGAGAUCUUCCAGACCAUCUACGAAGAAGCCAUGGAGGCAUACAAAGGCGAGAUCGUGCACCAGCUCCCCAGUAACGACCCCGAGGACCUGGAGAGGAACCUGGAGCAGAUCAUGCAGUGGAUUGAGCAGUGGAGCAAUGAGAACAACUGAAAGUGCUCUGUGUGGCAGACUCUGAAAGACACUGUAGAAAUAUCGCACCUCACAUACAUGCACCUUGACAAUGAGAUGCUGAAUUACCACUCCAACUUUCUUCAUAAGGUCUGUGCAGCGCAAGAAAAGCUCAUUCAACUACUAAUUAAUACAAGUUGAAGCAGGUGGACAAAUGUGAGGUCAAAUAGAUGAGUAUCAUUAUAAUAACGUGUGGAGAAUAUAAGCUGUUUUGUACUGUGGUCAGUAACCUUUUUCUUAUGUAAGUCGCACAUUUCUAGUUUCAUCCUUCGAAGGGCAACUAUGUUAGUUUUAUCUCCUUGGCUUUUUUUGGAACAUUAAUCACUAAGAUUUGCAUUUUGAAAGUUGCUUUUUUUAAAAAUUGGAUAAAUAAGAAGAGGCAGUGGGUGUUUUGAGUGACUGAUAAAUGAUGGGAUGAGAAUUGCUUGAGCCAGUUUCACAUAUACAUAUAUAUAUAUUUGGCAGGAAUAAUUUUUAAUGUCGUAAAACGAGUUCCAUGUAAGUGUCUUAAAGAGUAAAGUUCUCAUAUAAUUUGCUGGCAGGUGGGAACUCUGUGUGUAGUAGAACUCCUGGGCUGUUUUGAUGGAAAUAUUACGUUUCAGCUAAAGAAGCAAUAAAACAUGGCAGACGA
Molecule: messenger RNA, 1224 nt
Organism: Electrophorus electricus (electric eel)
Lineage: Eukaryota; Metazoa; Chordata; Actinopteri; Gymnotiformes; Gymnotidae
Gene: ak6
Product: adenylate kinase 6
Cellular component (GO): nucleus; cytoplasm
Molecular function (GO): ATP binding; ATP hydrolysis activity; AMP kinase activity
Source: RefSeq, a predicted model, not a curated record